Messenger RNA from Anopheles marshallii, 1194 nucleotides. RefSeq names its product polymerase delta-interacting protein 2 (gene POLDIP2). The transcript has 3 exons. The record is from RefSeq and is a predicted model, not a curated record. Gene Ontology annotation, biological process: error-free translesion synthesis. NCBI's taxonomy places the organism in Eukaryota, Metazoa, Arthropoda, Insecta, Diptera, Culicidae. Gene Ontology annotation, cellular component: mitochondrial nucleoid; nucleus. Gene Ontology annotation, molecular function: DNA binding. The coding region runs from base 1 to 1194 and encodes 397 amino acids.
AUGAGUCCACUAAUGUAUAAGGCGUCCUCGCUUUGCCAUUUCCGCCCAGGGUUCAAUUUGGUAGUUCGCUUGUUUUCAGUAUCUAUUUAUCACAACACACGAUUGGCGGAGGUAGGCAGACUAGAGCUACCAAAGGCGCAAGGCAAAUAUGAAACGGGUCAACUAUUCCUACACCGAGUAUUCGGAUAUCGCGGUGUGAUACUAUUCCCAUGGCUUGCCCGAGUGUAUGACCGCGAUCUUCCGAAUCAGUCCAAAGGAAACCAGCUGGACAGUGUCGCUUCGGAGUCGACCGAAGGCGGUGCUGCCGGCAACGCGAGCAAAGAAGUUCAGAAGAAAACGCACACGUUCUACCAGGUGUUGAUCGAUCAGCGAGAUUGUCCUUAUAUACGCGCGCAAACGGAAGCGGUAACAUUCUUGGGUAAUCAAGAAUCAAGCCGAAGUUUGUACGCAAUUCCUGGUCUGGAUUAUGUGGCGCACGAAGACAUACUGCCUUACAGCUCUGGGGAACAGCAUCCUUUGCAUCACGAAUUGUUUGACAAGUUCUUAGCCAACCAGCCAGACAAAGACCCACCGUUUGUAGCGCAGGAAACACUACGAGCCUGGCAGAAGAAGAAUCAUCCGUGGCUGGAACUGUCCGAUGUGCAUAAAGAAACGACAGAAGGGAUUCGCGUAACAGUCAUACCGUUCUACAUGGGCUGCAGGGAAACUCCGGCGGCUUCCGUUUACUGGUGGCGCUACUGUAUUCGAUUAGAAAACCUAGGCGAGCUAAGCGUACAGCUGAGGGAAAGACACUGGAGAAUAUUUUCCCUUUCCGGUACACUAGAAACGGUUCGCGGACGAGGUGUAGUCGGUCAGGAACCCAUCCUAAGUCCGCGUCUUCCCGCGUUCCAGUAUAGCUCGCACGUUAGCUUGCAGGCACCCAGCGGUCAUAUGUGGGGUACGUUCCGUAUGGAGCGCGAGGAUGGUCACAUGUUCGAUUGCCGUAUUCCACCGUUCUCGCUCGAAAGUAAACCAGAUGACAACAGUAGCAAUGGCAGUAUCGACGAAACGAGUUCAACCCUAGGUGUAUCCUCGAAACAACCGUCUUCCGGUACAGGCCCGAGCGGGGGUGAUGAAACUGUAUCGUCAUCCACUACGGCAUCUACGAAACCAAAUACUAAAAAUAACAAAAACGAUGGAGAUGACAAUGUUUGA